This is a messenger RNA of Medioppia subpectinata, 480 nucleotides long. The record is from the annotation of a GenBank genome assembly. Lineage: Eukaryota; Metazoa; Arthropoda; Arachnida; Sarcoptiformes; Oppiidae.
ACAAUUACAGCGUGUAAUGCAGUUCUACAAAACCCACAAGGUGUUUACACCCUACGGAAUUAUGGUGAAGCAGUCAACUGUACCAUCUCGAUCAUUUUUCCCGAAAGCUUUCGCGUUCUGGCACUUAAUAUAGGCGCUCAACACCGACCCAACACUGACUUAAUAGAGCCACAGCUUCUUGAGGUCGAAACCGGACUAAUCAGAAAAUGCAAAGAGAGGGGUUUAAGAGAUUAUGUGGAAAUUCUUGGAGGAGAUGGUCUCGACCCACACUUAAUGGCUGUCGCCGAAGAUUUUUGUGGAAUUGAUUCAAUUCCAACCAAACAUAAGUUUGAGGUCGCCUGUGGUAACACAGCUGUACGGCUGGUCUCUAGUGGACGACAUGAUAAUUCUGUGACCAUUGCUUUUGAUCUACUUCUGGACAUUGACUCUCCGACACUACUUUGUCCAGCGAUGUUGGAAACCAUUGCCCUCUCAUGUUAG